GAUGACUGAAAACACAGUCACAGUCAAUGAGGAACACGCCCCCAAAGUCAAAGUGUUUAAAUUCUCUGAGGACAUGAACAGUGGACAAUUUUGAACUUGCAGUGUGAAGUUGCUGAAUACAGGGAAAAUCAGAUUUCAGCAAUGGAUUCUCUGUGUGUUUCAAACACCAACUUUGCUCUUGAUCUCUACAAGAAAGUGAUUGAAGGGAAAGAAAAGGAGAAUGUCUUCUUUUCUCCAUUAAGCAUCUCGGCCGCUCUGGCCAUGGUGUAUCUCGGUGCUGAAGGCAACACUGCAGCUCAGAUGAGCAAGGUGCUACACUUUGAUACAGUAGACGACGUCCAUGCAAGAUUCAAGACACUGCUGUCUGACAUCAACAGACCCAGCGCUUCCUAUUUGCUGAAACUGGUCAACAGUCUUUUUCAAGAUAAGACGUACACAUUUCUUCAAAAAUUCCUCAGUUCUAUCUCAGAAUUUUAUCAGGCAGAUCUGUCUGCCGUUGACUUCGCAAAUCAGCCAGAAGUUGCCAGGAACACGAUUAAUUCCUGGGUAGAGAUCAAAACUGAUGGUAAAAUCCAAAAGCUGCUUUCUGCAGACCAUAUUACUGAUCUCACCAGACUCGUGCUUGUGAACGCCGUCUACUUUAAAGGGAGCUGGGAGCAUAAAUUUAAUGAGACAGAUACGCUUGUGAAACCCUUCAGACUGAAUAAGGGGCAGUCUAAGCCAGUGAAUAUGAUGUACCAAGAAGCAGACCUUUACUCCACUUAUAUCAAAGAGCUUCAAAUGAGGAUUGUUGAGCUCCCUUAUGUGCAAAAUGAGCUGACUAUGGUCAUCAUGUUGCCUGAUGAAAUCAGUGAUAACUCCACUGGUCUGGAAAAGCUUGAGCAGGUGCUCACAUAUGAAAAACUGCUUGAUUGGACCAAAGAGGAAUACAUGGAAAAAAUUAAAGUCAAAAUCCAACUGCCCAAAUUUAAGCUGGAAGACCAAUUUGACCUGAAUUCCACACUUUCAGAGAUGGGAAUGGCUGAUGCUUUCCUCGAUUUUAAAGCCGACUUCUCCGGAAUGACGGGAAAAAAUGAUCUGUUUUUGUCAAAAGUUGUUCACAAAUCCUUUGUGGAAGUUAAUGAAGAGGGCACAGAAGCGGCAGCUGCUACAUCAGUCGUUUUCAUGGAAAAAUUUCUGAAGAUCGAAGUUGAUUUUGUGGCUGAUCAUCCCUUCCUGUUUUUCAUCAGACACAACAAAACCCGCAACAUCCUGUUCUUUGGGCGUUUCUCUUCACCGGAGGGAGAUGUUGAUAAGGACAGUAAAAAUGCUAACAUCGGCAUAAUGCAGAGUCAGCAACACAAAACGGUCUUAUAAUUAGUAGAUAUCAAAAUUAUUGAUAAAGUUGUAUGCAAUAAAGCAGCAAGAAAUAAUAUGGAUUGAAUUCAAUGAUCAUGAUUGAUCUAACUGCAUUUCAACAUUGCUGUUAAUAGUCAGGGCUCUAUUAUCUGCCGGUGUAGACUUAUGCUGCGAUUAUAAUGUUUAGGGAUUUUAGUUUUCAGUUUUAUCAUUAAGUAUAAAAAAAACACAAAUAAAUGCUCAUAGGGAGAAUUAGUGUAAGAUAUUGGUAAUCUUUUGAUGGUUGUACUCAUCUUCCUCAUUAAAUAAAUUUUUCAAGUAGUGGGUUAUGGUAUGUCACUUAAAUAUUCUUUAAUAGCUAAGAACAAAAACCUUGCAUUUUAUGUAUCACCGAGUCUCCUUAAUGUUACACUCUUUUGGACUGAAAAAAAUUCUAACAUUAUACAUACUAUAUGGGUGCAACAAAGAAGCCCUAAUC
Molecule: messenger RNA, 1816 nt
Organism: Callorhinchus milii (elephant shark)
Lineage: Eukaryota; Metazoa; Chordata; Chondrichthyes; Chimaeriformes; Callorhinchidae
Product: leukocyte elastase inhibitor
Exons: 8
Coding region: 142-1356 (404 amino acids)
Biological process (GO): negative regulation of endopeptidase activity
Molecular function (GO): serine-type endopeptidase inhibitor activity
Source: RefSeq, a predicted model, not a curated record